AUGUCAAUUCAGUGGCGCGUCGACGGAGAUUACGUGCCAGAUCGAGUGCGAUUCCGGCUAGUCGAAUCGCUUGUUGAUGAUGCGUUGGAUAAGUUGAGGGGCGGAUUGGCGCUAGAUGAAGAAAUUGAGUUGGACAGUGACGGUGAGCGAAUGGGCAGCAUUGAGAGCUACGUGGUGUCAAUUGAAAAAGUUGGUCAGUUCACCAGAGAGCAACUGGAAGCUAUGAAAUCCUUGUGGGGGCUACAAGAUACUUGUCGCAAUGCUGUUCUUUGCUGUACCUGGUUGAAUAGCACUGUUAAACCCGCGGUCAGUGAUCCCGCUUCAGCGGGUAUUAUAAUGGGAAAGAUUCUGGAGUGUUGGCCGUAUACACCGCUGGUUGGGUUCGGAUUCGACCUGACGUACACCAAUCUCUUUUGCUUUCGAGAUUCCGCUUGGCUAAACGAUAAUGCCAUGCGUGCUUUUGCGGUUUGUCUCGCACGGUACAAGAACAAUUUUGGUGAAAGUGUUGCCUCGCACCAAUUCGUGCUUCUUCCUAUCAAUUUUGGUGGCACGCAUUGGGGAUGCCUCGUGGUUGACCGAGACACCAAGGUUAUUAAGAUGUACGACAGCAUGGGCGGUAAGAGAAACAAGAAACGGUUGCAGAAGAUGGCUGAAGAAAUCCGUACUGGGCCUCUACGUGACGAUUCCUACGAAGCUUUGGAAGUAACCGAGCCGGUGCAAACGGACAGUGACAGUUGCGGUGUGUUUGUGUGCCGGUUUUUCUGGACUUGCGUGAGCAGCGAAUCCCCCAGCGAUGUGUCCCCAGCUGGUAUUACGAAGCUGAGGUGGGAGAUGCUGCACGCAGUCAUGAAGUUGAGGCCGCGCUAG
This is a messenger RNA of Phytophthora infestans T30-4, 867 nucleotides long. Its product is annotated as cysteine protease family C48, putative. NCBI's taxonomy places the organism in Eukaryota, Oomycota, Peronosporomycetes, Peronosporales, Peronosporaceae. The transcript has 2 exons. Gene Ontology annotation, molecular function: cysteine-type peptidase activity; deNEDDylase activity. Gene Ontology annotation, biological process: proteolysis. The record is from RefSeq and is a predicted model, not a curated record. Bases 1 to 867 code for a protein of 288 amino acids.